Molecule: messenger RNA, 2736 nt
Organism: Pterocles gutturalis (yellow-throated sandgrouse)
Lineage: Eukaryota; Metazoa; Chordata; Aves; Pterocliformes; Pteroclidae
Product: alpha-2-macroglobulin-like
Exons: 21
Molecular function (GO): endopeptidase inhibitor activity
Source: RefSeq, a predicted model, not a curated record
AUGGGGAAGGACAGGCUCCUCAUCAAACCAAACUUUUUCCUCCUCCUCUUCUUCCUUGCUGGAGACACUUCACCCACCACAGACCCGCAGUAUAUGGUGCUGCUGCCCUUUCUGAUACACACUGAUUCUCCUGAGAAAGUCUGUGUUCAGCUGAUCCACCUGAAUGAGUCUGUGACGCUGAGUGCCACACUCGAGUAUCAGGGAGAAAACAAGAGCUUGAUUGAUGAUGUGGUGUCAGAGAAUGACUUGUUCACCUGCAUCCCUUUCUCUCUUCCAAAAUCAAAUAGCCCAUCACCAGUGACGUUUAUCACUGUGACAGUGAAGGGAGCGACAGUGCAAUUCAGGAGCCGCAAGACAGUGCUGGUCAAGAAUUCCGAGAGCUUGGUCUUUGUCCAGACAGACAAACCCAUCUACAAACCUGGACAGACAGUUCUGUUCAGAAUUGUUUCUCUGGAUAAAGAGUUCCAUCCCUUAAAUGAGGUGUUUCCACUGGUAUACAUCGAGGACCCAAAGAAAAACCGUCUGUACCAGUGGACAAAGGUAGAGUUAAAGAGGGGGUUAAUCCAGUUGUUCUUCAACCUCACCUCUGAACCUAUGCAAGGGACCUACACAGUGGUGGCACAGAAGGCCUCUGGGAAGAGAAUUCAGCAUCCUUUCUCCGUGGAGGAGUAUGUGCUACCAAAAUUCGAAGUAACAGUGAAAAUGCCCAAGGUGAUUACCAUUCUUGAUGAGAAGCUGAAGGUGACAGUUUGUGGUCUAUACACAUUUGGGAAGCCUGUUCCUGGCCUCGUGAGCUUUCGUGUCUGCCGGAAGUUUGAACAGGCAGGCAGCCCCUGCUACGGUGAAGAGGCUAAGGCAGUGUGCGACGAGUUCUCCAGACAGACAGACAACCAUGGCUGCAUUUCUGAAGUGGUAAAGACCAAGUUAUUCCAGCUCAAAAGAAGUGGAUAUGAGAAUAAGCUCCAUGUGGAGGCUAAGAUUAAAGAGGAGGAGACAGGAGUGGAGUUGACUGGAACCAGCUUCUCUGAGAUCACAACCACCAUUAGCAAAGUUACCUUUGAGCAUUCAGACUCCUACUACAAACCUGGAAUCCCCUUCUUUGGGCAGGUGAAACUAGUGGAUGGGUCUGGUGCUCCAAUGGCCAACGAAAUUGUGAAGAUUUCUUUACAAGGAGGCCAGGAAAACAACUAUACAACAAAUGAAGAAGGCAGGGCACAGUUUGCACUGAACACUUCCACGUUGUACUUUGAUUCUUUUGGAAUUAGGGCAACUCAUAAAGUACACCCCUACUGCUAUGACCGUUCCUGGGUUGCUCCAUAUUAUGAAGGCGGCUAUCUCCCACUAAAGCGCUUUUACUCUCCUAGUAAUAGCUUCCUCAAAAUUGAGCCCAAGUUCAAGACACUAAGCUGUGGCUCCUCCACAGAUGUCCGGGUGCACUAUAUCCUUACUCCAGAGGCCAUAGGAGAGCAGAAGAAAAUAAUCUUUUACUACCUGGUGAUGGCCAAGGGAAUAAUUAAGCAAGCGGGCACCCACACUCUGGAUUUGGACCAGGAACGGGCCAAUGGGGUCUUCUUGCUACAUCUUCCUGUACAAGCUGAUAUCGCUCCAGUGGCCCAAUUGCUUGUUUAUACCACUGCCCCCAGCAGGGAGGUGAUUGCUGAUUCAACCAAGUUCAAUGUAGAAAAGUGUUUCAGCAAUAAGGUGAACUUGAGCUUCUCUCCUUCUGAAGGCCUGCCUUCUUCUGAUGCUCGCUUGCUCUUCAGAGCCUCCCCGAACUCCCUCUGUGCUGUCCGUGCUGUUGACAAGAGUGUUCUCCUCAUGAAGCCAGAAGCUGACCUGUCACCCAGCUCUGUGUAUAGCUUGCUGCCAGGGAAGGAAUUGCAUGAUUAUCACCAUGGUCCAGAAAUGCUCUUGGAGGAGCCCCUGGAGAAUUGUGUCCACUUGAAGAAGAUAAUUCUGAAUGGGGUCACCUAUUCUCCAGUAGUGGAGAUGAACGAAGAUGACACUUACAGCAUCCUAAAGGAAAUGGGUUUAAAGGUUUUCACAAAUACCAAGGUGAGGAAACCUUGGUAUUGCAGCACUGAGAAUUACAUGUCUGCAGGAGUCCACAUUCCAUCACCUGGAGCACCUAUGCUUGCAAUGAGGACAAGCGAGCUUCAGGCAGAAAGACUUUAUGCCAAGUUAAGCACUCCUGAAGAACUGUCAGAAACAGUCCGAAAGUAUUUCCCAGAAACUUGGAUUUGGAGUUUAGUAUCUGUAAGCUCUGAUGGAAAUGCCGAUCUAGAUGUGACCAUCCCUGACACCAUCACUGAGUGGAAAGCCAAUGCAUUCUGCACUUCGGCAGACAAGGGCUUUGGCCUGUCCCCGACAGUGUCCCUCAGAGCCUUCCAGCCCUUCUUUGUAGAGCUCACCAUGCCCUACUCUGUAGUGCGUGGUGAGACCUUCACACUAAAAGCCACUGUUUUCAACUACCUGACUGCCUGCAUCAGGGUCAGUGUGACUCUGGCUCACUCUGCUCAUUUUGUGGCUACUCUAGUGGAAGAGGAAGAAUCUCAUUGUCUCUGUGAGAGUGGGAGGAAAACUGUGGCUUGGCUGGUGACUCCUAAAUCUCUAGGGCAGGUGGAGUUCUCGGUGAGCACUGAGGCCCUGCAGAACCAGCAGCCCUGUGGGAACGCCAUUGUGGAGACCCCUGAGAAGGGACGGAAGGACACAGUCAUCAGACAGCUGCUGGUGGAG